CGUACGUUUGUUAACAUUUCCUGAUGUUUCAUAAGUAGUUCACUGCAACAACAUUACAAAAAUCCAAUUCCCCGAUGUAUUUAUCGUAAGUUGUUUCUAGUAAGUUUAUAGAUAACGCCCGCAAGAUAACACGUCGACAACAACAACCGCAAGCCGGAGUGUGGUGACUCUGCGGGCAGGAAAUGUGGUAUGCCGUGAUCACUCGGUUCCUUCGUCGUCGGAUUGUGCUGGCGGUCAUCUUUCUGCUGUCGCUGACGUACUGCAUGGUGCGGCUGAUUGGAAAUAACGUAUCGCUAAACUUGGACGGUGACCUAUUUCAAACGGGUCUACAGCGUGAGAAGCCCAUCAUCUGGACCAGUUCCGUUGUGGAGGAUCGCAACCGAUCUAACGAUCUGUCUACAAACUGUCGAAACUCCGUUCAAGGCAAAGCGCUCAUUGUUGACGACCGGGGCUACGUCUGUACCAGGUUCGAGCUAUUGUGGACGGGAUGUUGCAACGUAGAGGUGGAAAGCACUAAACUGUUCCACUGCGAGACGUGCCUGAGCAGUAAUUGUUGUGCAAUUUACGAAUACUGCGUAUCGUGCUGUAUGCACCCAAACAAGAGGCCGUUACUAGAAAGGGUACUGGCGAAGGCAACCGGGCGACAAAUCGCGGUCUAUGCCACAGUAAACGACCAAUACGAACUGUGCUUGACAAAGUGCAGAACCAACUCACAUUCAGUGCAGAACGAGAACAAAUAUCGUGAUCCAAAGUUGAAACAUUGCUACGGCGAAACCGAAGAACAGCUCACUGGGCCGAACAGCAGAAACAGUGCCAGUGGUGCGGUGGACACAAGUGACAACAAUAAUCCUCUAGUAAAUAGUGUGUAGGUGUGUGAGAUUGCUGAUAAACUGACAAAUGCAUGCGGCUUGUGAUAAGAAGAUAGAACCCGUUAAAUGAA
Molecule: messenger RNA, 940 nt
Organism: Aedes albopictus (Asian tiger mosquito)
Lineage: Eukaryota; Metazoa; Arthropoda; Insecta; Diptera; Culicidae
Product: SREBP regulating gene protein
Exons: 3
Coding region: 183-869 (228 amino acids)
Biological process (GO): positive regulation of SREBP signaling pathway
Source: RefSeq, a predicted model, not a curated record